GGUUUCAGAGCGUAAUGACACGAUUCAAUCAAAUGUAUCGACUUCAGCCAUCUUCAGAUUCAUUGGAAAUUGCGCUGCUCCUUUCUUGGCCACUUGGGGGCAGUAAAACGCAGAUAUACUGAGAGACGUGAUGACGCUCACAAGUCCUCAGUACGCUGCAGUUGUAGUCAUUUUUUCAUAACGUGGGGUCAUGAUGGUGUGCAAGCUAGAUACAUCGUGUUGAUGCCUUAUGUUCCUGACAAUAGUCUUCUAUAUGUAUUGUUUUUUUUGUCAAUUUUCAAAAAAAAUUGACAAAAAAUGUGUUCAAUUUUUUUGUCAAAAUUGAACAGCUGGAUUUUGGGGAGGUAUUUUUGUGUUUUUUUUUUUUCCUGUAGGAUUUCAAACUUUUGUAGUAUUAGUAUUUUGUCUUUCUUUUUCGGAUCACGGCUACCUGUGGGCACGCUUCCACCUGUCGUCGGCUGCCAGUUGUUUGUUGACUUGUCGGACGUGUUACUUGGGGUGUUAAGAAUCAAGUCGUCAUGAAAAACAUCUCCCGGCUUAUCGGCGUAAUCCGCUCUCAGCGGCUUUUCUGCCCGCGGAGCCUUAAUUCUGUCACGAGGAUGCUGUAAAGGGGGGCUGCGGGUCCGUGGUGGGAUGGGGUAUGACACAAGCUCGAAUUUUAAACGGCUCUGAUUUGAGAGGAAAAAAAAAUACUGGCGGAGCAGCUGUGGAAGGAGACACAUUUGGUUUUUACGCAAUAAAAUGACCAUAAAUGUCUUUCUUUCACCGUGAAAGUUUUUUUCUAAAAGUUGUCAAGUUGUUGUGGCAAACGAUAUGGAAAAUUAUUGCUUCAUAAAAAAGCAAACGAGAAAAAAAAAUGUUUUUUUCAAAUUGUAUUUGAUUAUGCGAUGGAAUAAUCCACACUAAAAUUAUCCGAUAGUGACACCAUCAAAAAAAAAAAAAAUGACGUUGAGACACAGUUGACCAAAUAUGGUCAGCUCUAUGACACAACGAAACAUCUGCCCAUCCAAGGAGUGACCAAUCAGAGAUGGCGAGUUGCGCCCCAAAUUUUUUUUAUGGACUUUCAGCUCUAUUUUGCUGAUUGUGCCUCAGGUAGAUGCUCUUGAAUUCAUCUUUCUCCUUUUGAGAAUCAAGUUCCCCUUGGCCCGUGUCAAUAUUGAUCCGGAACACACGAUGGAAAAUGACCAGUAUAAAAAAAGGUUCACUGAGAUUCCCGUGAGGGAAGAACACAAUAGAAAGCAUCCAUCUACCCGCUGAAUACAAAAGCCAUGUGCUGAUAGCGGCUUCCAUGGCUUCUGUCAGCUCCUCAACUCUCCCUCUCUCGCUCUCGCUCGCUCUCUCCCCCCUUCUCUGUGUGUUCUGCUCGCUCUCAGAGGAAGCCAGCGUCUGAUUGGUCGCCGCCUCACAGGGAGCGGGAUGCAGGAGCUCAAGGAGGAGAGCGCAAAGAUGCGAUGAGGGAUUGCCACGGAACUUCCUUGUUCGGAUGGGGGCUCUUUUCGGUACCCUUUUUCCUGAUAAAAUGGUGGACCAUUGGAGUCGCCGCCCGCAUGGAGCCCCCCCUCACCGCGCCUCUGGAAUGAUGUGACCCCACUUGGACGCCGCACCCCGAAGCGGGGCUCAACAUGCCGGUGAUGAAGGGGCUCCUGGCCCCCCAGAACACCUUCCUGGACAACAUCGCCACUCGCUUCGACGGCACCCACAGCAACUUCCUGCUGGGCAACGCGCAGGGCCAGCGCGGCUACCCCAUCGUGUACUGCUCGGACGGCUUCUGUGAGCUGACGGGCUUCACGCGCACCGAGGUCAUGCAGAAGAACUGCAGCUGCCGUUUCCUGCACGGCGCCGACACCAGCGAGCGCGUGGCCCAGCAGAUGGAGAAGGCCCUGGAGGGACGCCACGAGUACCAAGCCCAGGUGCACUUCUACAGGAAGGACGGCGUGUCCUUCUGGUGCCUGCUGGACAUCGUGCCCAUCAAGAACGAGAAGGGCGAGAUGGUCCUCUUCCUCUUCUCAUUCAAGGACAUCACCGACAGCCACGGCAAAUGUCAGCACAACAGCACCAGGGAAGUUUUGGAGGAGGACAAGCGUCGGCGGAGGAAGGGCGGCUCCCGCCUGAGCGAGGCCCGCAAGCGAGGGCGCGCCGUCUUGUACCAGCUGACCAGCCGCUUCUCCCGCCGGCCCAAAGGCGACGUCAACCUGGGCGGGAACAUGAUGGAUCGGCUUUCGGUGCCAGAGUACAAGGUGGCGGCGGUGCAGCGCUCUCGCUUCCUGCUGCUGCACUACAGCGUGUCCAAGGCGCUGUGGGACUGGCUGAUCCUGCUGGCCACCUUCUACGUGGCCGUCACGGUGCCGUACAACGUCAGCUUCACGCCCUACCACGACAACGCCGCCGCCGCGCGCUCCACCAUCGUCAGCGACAUCGCCGUCGAGAUGCUCUUCAUCACAGACAUCAUCCUGAACUUCCGCACGACCUUUGUGAGCCAGUCGGGUCAGGUGGUGUACCAAUCGCGUUCCAUUUGCAUCCACUACGCCACCACCUGGUUCUUUGUGGACCUGGUGGCCGCUCUGCCAUUUGACCUCCUCUACGCUUUCAACAUCACCGUGACUUCACUGGUGCAUCUCCUGAAGACGGUGCGUCUGCUGCGGCUGCUGCGGCUACUGCAGAAGCUGGACCGCUACUCGCAGUACAGCGCCAUGGUGCUGACGCUGCUCAUGUCCGUCUUUGCCCUCCUGGCCCACUGGAUGGCCUGCAUCUGGUACAUGAUCGGACGCAAGGAGCUCGACACCAGCCACACCUGGGAAAUCGGGUGGCUACACGAGCUGGGCAAGCGUCUGGAAACGCCGUACGCCAACAGCACGACAGGCGGGCCGUCGGUGCGCAGCGCCUACAUCGCCGCCCUCUACUUCACCCUCAGCAGCCUGACCAGUGUGGGCUUCGGCAACGUCUGCGCCAACACCGACGCCGAGAAGAUCUUCUCCAUCUGCACCAUGUUGGUGGGCGCGCUGAUGCACGCCCUGGUGUUCGGGAACGUGACGGCCAUCAUCCAGCGCAUGUACUCGCGCCGCUCGCUCUACCACACGCGCAUGAAGGACCUGAAGGACUUCAUUCGCGUGCACACGCUGCCCCAGCAGCUCAAGCAGCGAAUGCUCGAGUACUUUCAGACCACCUGGUCUGUCAACAACGGCAUCGACGCGAACGAGCUGCUGCACGACUUCCCCGACGAGCUGCGCGCCGACAUCGCCACGCACCUGAACAAAGACAUCCUGCAGCUGGCCGUCUUCAAGGGCGCCAGUCGCGGGUGCCUGCGCUCGCUCUCGCUGCACAUCAAGACGUCCUUCUGCGUGCCCGGCGAGUACCUCAUCCGCCAGGGCGACGCGCUGCACGCCAACUACUUUGUCUGCUCCGGAUCCCUCGAGGUCCUGAAGGACGGUGUGGUGCUGGCCAUACUCGGAAAAGGCGACCUGAUCGGAUGCGACUUGCCGGAGAGCGAGCAGGUGAUCAAGACCAACGCGGACGUGAAGGCGCUCACCUACUGCGACCUUCAGUACGUCAGCGUGCGCGGGCUGAGGGAGGUACUUCACCUUUACCCCGAGUACGCCAGCGUCUUCGCCUCCGACAUCCACAACAACAUCACCUACAACCUGCGAGAGGGCAGCCAGGACCAGGGACUCGGCAGGUUUCCAAGGUCGCCCAGGAUCCUACUUGAAGCGCGACCGAGUGCCUUGGCGGAAACGAUCAAGCACGAGAAUUCGUCGGACGGCUUCCAGCCGUCGCCGUCGACGCGAUCGCGCCGUAACCUGCUGCUGCCCAACCUGAGCAGCCCCGUGCGCCGCACCUCCCUGGGGAACCUGCUGGGCGACGAGCUGCGCCAGUUCAACGCGCUGCGACGCUGCCGCUCGCCCAACCUCCGCCGCGGCUUCCUCGGUCCCGACGCCGCCGCCCCCUCCUCGCCUCAGACUCCGGCCAAACCGCAGCGUGCCUCCUCCGUCCUCCGGUCGGGCGAGGAGCGCAAACCUCCCAAGCUCCUCAUCCCCACCGUCACCUGCUUUGGCCCCCCCGACCUCAGUCCCAGGGUCGUGGACGGCAUCGAGGACAACGGGCACGUGUUCCAUUUCAACGUGGAGCACGCCGGGCCACAAGCCAAAAGAGGAAGCGGGGGAGCCCAAGAUUCCACGCGGGUGAACGGCCAUCUCUUCCUGGAGACUGAGGAAGUCCGGCAGAGUAUCAGUCAACUCCACCAAAAGAUGGGCUCGUUAAACCAAGAAGUCUCGGAGCUGGCCAACGGCCUGCGCAGCAUCAUCCACCUCCUCCAGGCUCACUUCAACGCCCAUCAGAACUCGUACCUCCACCACCAGGGGGCGCCCGCUCACCCGGGCCACCGAAGCCACCCGGCCACCGCCCGGUGCCCAAACGCUACCUUGGCCGCGCCGCCGACGUGGACGUCAGGUCCGACCGCCAUCAGCCGAUCCCAGCCCGCUUUGGACCUGCUGCGCCCGGAUGCCGACCCCCUUGCCAACCUCCCGCCGGGCGGUUCUUACCCCCUUCUCGGCCUGCUGCAAACCUCACACGAGGACGUCGCAUGUUUCGUUCAAGACUCGCAUCCCUCUUUGAUCCCCGCUUGCACAUCCCCGCGACCAAUCCCGUCCUCACCUGUAUCGGACCACCCCGGUCUCAAUCUGAACCACAGCAGUGAAGAGUGCCUGCUGGGCAGCCGCAGAGAAAGCGAAAGCACGUCCAGGUCCAGCGUUGGCGUACAGACGCAGAGUAGCGAGCAGUCGUGGUUUUUGGACCUCACGGAUUAAAAAAUGUUUUUUUAAAUCAGUGUUUCCCCAACACCAACAAUGAAAAGACUUGGAGGAACCCCACAAGGCCAUCUAGCCUCACACUCCUCUGCGCUUUUUACCAUUUCUAUGCAAAGAAGGCAUGUCAAAUUUUUUUUUGGUGGGCUUUAAUUGUGCUUUGAAUGACGAGACGGCUGUUGUAGUUUACAGCAAAACAUUUUCUUCCCCCGAAACGUUGCAUUUUAUGCCCUCGCAUGGUCAACAUAUUGUUUUUCCCAAAUGGACUUUUUUGCAUUCGCUGAGCCACGCGUGGCGUGUCGAAAGCAAACGCUGCGUCGAUGACCGAGCGGAUUGCAAAUACACUUGCAUGAAACGAAGUCCAACUGCCCCGACGAUGGAUUGUAUUACAUCACAUCAUUGCAGCAAAAAAGAAAAAAGUAACACCAAAUGAACAUCCCGAUGAUACUGUAAGUCGGUAACUAAAUUAAAUGACCCCCCCCCCACCCACCCCCAUUCCUAUAUGUACUGAAAGUCGGCUCUAUACCUCUCCUUGGGGCCAAUUCUAAUUCGACCACGAGAUUUGUUCUGAUUGAUACCAAAUAGUCAACGCAGGAAAAGUUAAACAGUAGCCGAUGUUCUUUGGAAAGCUUUGAAACGUUCCCACAUUGCUUCAUAUUAUAUUUUUUUGGGGGGGGAGGGGGGGGUCGCCAUCAACCAUGUGUUGCAAUCAAGUCUGUUUACUUUUUUUUUUGUUUGUUUUUGUUGACCCGGAGUACAUGUUUUUGUACUAUUGUGUCAAAAAGUUAUUUCCUGAACAAGAAAGUUGCUUAUAAAAGGAGACCACGCUAGGAAGAAGAACAUCACUCCAGUCGGAUCGUCGCUUGAACAACAUGAAGUGCCUCCUCGUUGCUCUUCUCGUCUUUGUGCUCGUCAGCCAGGGCGAGGCCCUGAAGUGUCACUGCUCAGGAGGGCAUGGUUGUUUUCUAUUCGAGGAGACCUGCAGCCCUUUCCAAGAUUUCUGUGCCACAGUUAACUUUCACGAUGGCUCCUACCCCAGCGUCGUUCGAGGCUGCUCAUCAUUCAGUGACUGCAGGAGGCUAGACAGCCCUGGCAUCUCUACAUCUUCCUGCUGCUUCUCCGACUUGUGCAACUUUUAAAGAUUGUGCUUGGGAAUGACAGUCAUUACUUCCAUUGAUGGAUAGAUAAUAAACACUUGGUUUGACUGUCUACGGGCUUGUCUUUUGUGCUAUUAAAAAAAUGAAUAAAUAAUUUGGGACAUUCUUCACUAAAUUUACUAAGCCAUUGAA
Messenger RNA from Hippocampus comes (tiger tail seahorse), 6085 nucleotides. It is a transcript of the gene kcnh4b, whose product is annotated as potassium voltage-gated channel, subfamily H (eag-related), member 4b. NCBI's taxonomy places the organism in Eukaryota, Metazoa, Chordata, Actinopteri, Syngnathiformes, Syngnathidae. Gene Ontology annotation, biological process: potassium ion transmembrane transport; regulation of membrane potential. The record is from RefSeq and is a predicted model, not a curated record. Gene Ontology annotation, molecular function: voltage-gated potassium channel activity. The coding region runs from base 1623 to 4799 and encodes 1058 amino acids. The transcript is spliced from 18 exons. Gene Ontology annotation, cellular component: plasma membrane.